GUUGAUAAAAAUAACAUCAAAAAAUUAGGAAGAAUGAAUUUAAUAUUUCUGUUUUUAGCAACAGAACCAAAAUGUUUGUGCAAUGUUUCAACUGUGAAACUUCCUACAUCAAACCUUACCGUUGCAAUCACUGCAACUUCCAAACACAAUUAAGAGUCCUUUUGAAACAACACUUCAAAAACCGUCAUCUUAUCAGCAGAAAAAACGAACAUCCUCCAAUUUCUCCGGAAAUUAUCAUUCAGAACAAUAUUUGUGAAAAGUGCGGCUUUGGAACCCACUUUUCAAUGAAAUGGUUUCAACACGCUGCAACCUGUUUACAAAAUCCAGAAAAGCUUUCACCGACUGACCCCACCAGCGACGUUUCCACAUCACGAUUGUUCCAAUGUGCACUCUGUACAUACCGAACUAAAAACAAGCAAUCCUUGACACACCACAUAAACGUGGUCCAUUUGGAUGAAAAAUACCUCACAGGGUACAAAUGUGACCAAUGCCCAUAUAAAACCACACAAAAGGCAAAUUUAAGAAGACACAUAAAGGCACACCAUGUGGAUGAAUGUGAAAUCAAAUGGCACCACUGCAGUGUGUGUUCUUUCAGGAGCAAAGAGAAAGGCAAUUUGAAAGCUCACAUUAAUGCACUGCAUCUGGACGACUGGAGCGCGAAAUGGUAUGAAUGCAAAAAUUGUCCAUUCAGAACUAAACAUGGUUCGAAUUUAAUAAUUCAUGUGAAGAUGCGCCAUUUGGAUGAGGGAAGUAUCAAGUGGUAUAAGUGCGAGGAGUGUCGGUAUAAAUCAAAACAGAAGACGAAGUUACAGAGACACGUGUCUGCGCGUCAUUUGGAUGAACGGGAGGUUAAAUGGUUUGAAUGUGAAACGUGUUCGUUUAGGAGUAAACGAAUUUCGUGUUUGGCGCAGCACGUAAAGUUUAAUCAUUCUGAUGAAGGGGGUCUUAAGUGGUAUGAAUGCGAAAAGUGUCCAUAUAAAGCUAAAUAUCAUGAGCAUCUAAAGUGUCACAUAAGUGCGAAUCAUUUGUCAGUUCGAGAUGUUAAAACUGUAUGAUUGUGGCGAAUAUCCAGGGAGAACUUGCUUUUCGCAUUAUAUUAACGCACAAAGUGUAAAAAAUGUGUUAUUAAAUACGAUUCAAUAAU
Messenger RNA from Zophobas morio, 1144 nucleotides. Its product is annotated as zinc finger X-chromosomal protein-like. The record is from RefSeq and is a predicted model, not a curated record. Gene Ontology annotation, molecular function: RNA polymerase II transcription regulatory region sequence-specific DNA binding; DNA-binding transcription factor activity, RNA polymerase II-specific. Lineage: Eukaryota; Metazoa; Arthropoda; Insecta; Coleoptera; Tenebrionidae. Gene Ontology annotation, biological process: regulation of transcription by RNA polymerase II. Bases 72 to 1055 code for a protein of 327 amino acids. The transcript has 2 exons.